Messenger RNA from Musa acuminata AAA Group (dessert banana), 1290 nucleotides. RefSeq lists its product as uncharacterized. Lineage: Eukaryota; Viridiplantae; Streptophyta; Magnoliopsida; Zingiberales; Musaceae. The transcript has a single exon. The record is from RefSeq and is a predicted model, not a curated record. The coding region runs from base 1 to 1290 and encodes 429 amino acids.
AUGUCAGGCGAUCAGCGAUCCCACCUCGCCGAAUCUUCGACCGCUAAGCUCCCCGCUUUGGGGGAGCAUCCCCUGCACAACGAAACUCACGACGACCGCCCCGCAGCAGUAUCAGAACGCUACUGGCAGCUGUUCAACGACCCAGGCUUGCCAGCUGCCGACGGCGCGCCCGCCGACUCGUUGCCAGUAACACUCGAGGCUUUCCACGACCUCGCCCACCAGGUCCGGACCCUGACAAGCGCGGUCCAGACCAUCAUCCCGAUCAUCUCCCAGCGGACCCCGCCGCACGCGCCACAGCAAGAGGCCCCCACUCAGACUCACGCACAGCUUCCCGAGCGCCCCGUCUCACCCCAGAACCCCGCAGCGGAAGACACGGCGAGCCGACCUGAGCCUGAGGCUCCGACCGCCGACUCGACUAAUGCCCUACGGGCUCAGCUGCGCCUUAUCAGCCAGAGGCUCGACGAGGUCCAACAGGAAGUCCGCAAGUCAAAAGGAGAGCUCGGGGCGGACGGACGCCUGGGAUCCCCGUUUACCCCCGAGAUACAAGAUCAGGCGAUCCCGCCCCACUUCCGCCUCCCGUCUCUCGAUGCAUAUGACGGUGCCACCGACCCGGCAGACCACGUGGCCGCUUUCCACGCCCAGAUGGCGCUGUUCGGGACUUCCGACGCCCUGAUGUGCAGGGCAUUCCCAACGACACUGUGGGGACCAGCCCGCACAUGGUACAGUGGUCUGAAGCCCGGAACCGUCACCUCCUUCGACCAGCUCGCCAAGGAUUUCGAGCUCAACUUCCUGGCAAACGCCCGACCUAAGCCGUCCAUGGCGUUGCUUCUCGGACUCAACCAAAAAGAGGACGAGCUCCUCUCCCAUUUUGUGAGCCGAUUCGCAACCCAGAUCCGCGGAUUGUCGGAUGCUCACCCUUCUUUCUUGAUGCAGGCGUUCAUGACAGGCCUGCGACCGUCCAGGUUCUUCUGGUCGCUCGUGGAGCGACCCCCCGUCACAGUCCCCGAGAUGCUCCAGCGAGCCAGCCAGUUCGUCACCGCGGAGACCUGGAUGGCUGGAAGGCGGGAAGAACACAAAAAGGUCAAGUCAGAACCGCCCCGGCAGCAACAACCCGCCGUCUCCCGGCGAAAACUGGACCGACCCGACCCGAGGGCCCCCCUUCCCGCCUUGAAUGCAUCCCGGACCGAAAUAUUCCUACAUGAGAAGGGAAAGGGGCUGCUCAAGGACCCUCGCCCGAUGAGGAACCCCCGGGAACUCGCAGACCGCUCAAGAUAUUGCCGGUUCCAUUGA